AAAUUCCCUCCCUUUGCCCCUCCUGGACACAGCCUGCCCUGACACCACGCAGUUUUCCGCCUCUACUCACCCCUGGCGGCCUCGGGACCAGGCCCAGCAGCUACCGCGGCAGCAUGGCUACAAAAUGUGGCAAGUGUGGACCCGGCUACCCCACCCCGAUGGACGCCAUGAAAGGGCCCCGGGAGGAGAUCGUCUACCUGCCCUGCAUUUACCGAAACACGGCCACUGAGGCCCCAGACUAUCUGGCCACGGUGGAUGUGGACCCCAAGUCUCCCCAGUAUUGCCAGGUCAUCCACCGGCUGCCCAUGCCCAACGUCAAGGACGAGCUGCACCACUCAGGGUGGAACACCUGCAGCAGCUGCUUCGGGGACAGCUCCAAGACGCGCAACAAGCUGGUGCUGCCCAGCCUCAUCUCCUCCCGCAUCUACGUGGUGGACGUGGGCUCCGAGCCCCGGGCCCCCAAGCUGCACAAGGUCAUCGAGGCCCAGGACGUGCACGCCAAGAGCGGCCUGGGCUAUCUCCACACCAGCCACUGCCUGGCCAGCGGGGAGGUGAUGAUCAGCGCCCUGGGAGACCCCAAGGGCAACAGCAAAGGGGGUUUUGUGCUGCUGGAUGGAGAGACCUUCGAGGUGAAGGGGACGUGGGAGCAGCCCGGGGGUGCCGCGCCCAUGGGCUACGACUUCUGGUACCAGCCCCGCCACAACGUCAUGAUCAGCACGGAGUGGGGGGCCCCCAACGUCAUAAUAGACGGCUUCAACCCCGCCGACGUGGAAGCAGGGAAGUAUGGGAGCCACCUGCACGUGUGGGACUGGCAGCGCCACGAGAUCCUGCAGACGCUGCCCCUGCAGGACGGGCUCAUCCCCCUGGAGAUCCGUUUCCUCCACAACCCAGCCGCCUCCCAGGGCUUCGUGGGCUGCGCCCUAAGCUCCAACAUUCAACGCUUCUACAAGAAUGAGGGAGGUACGUGGUCCGUGGAGAAGGUGAUCCAGGUGCCCCCCAAGAAGGUGAAGGGCUGGAUGCUGCCUGAAAUGCCAAGCCUGAUCACCGACAUCCUGCUGUCCCUGGACGACCGCUUCCUCUACUUCAGCAACUGGCUGCACGGCGACCUGCGCCAAUACGACAUCUCCGACCCGCAGCGGCCUCGACUGGCCGGGCAGCUGUUUAUCGGGGGCAGCAUUACUAAGGGAGGCCCCGUGCAAGUGCUGGAGGACCAGGAGCUGAACUGCCAGCCAGAACCCCUGGUGGUCAAGGGAAAACGGGUGGCCGGAGGCCCCCAGAUGAUCCAGCUCAGCCUGGACGGCAAGCGGCUCUACGUCACCACGUCACUGUACAGCGCCUGGGACAAGCAGUUUUACCCGGAUCUCAUCAGGGAAGGUUCGGUGAUGCUGCAGGUCGAUGUGGAUACUGUGAAUGGAGGACUGAAGUUGAACCCCAACUUCCUGGUGGACUUCGGGAAGGAGCCCAUGGGCCCAGCCCUGGCCCACGAGCUCCGCUACCCUGGGGGCGACUGCAGCUCGGACAUCUGGCUCUGAAGGGCCCCCGCGGCCCCGCUCCAGGCCCGAGCCCCGACCCCAAGCCCUCACUCCUGCAGAGACCCGGUUUGUGCUUCCCGCUCAGCAGCUUGUCUAAAAAGCCCAGCUGAGGUAGUUGAAACGCAUUUAGCAGUCUCCAUCACCAGCCACUGUCGCGUGUCGCUCUGUGCCGUCUGUACGUGAGCUCUUGGAAAUCACUUCACCAAAAAAUAAACCAAUGAACCCAUCCCUCGGGCCAGCUUGUCCUGGGGGGGGCACCCCUGUACCCCUUCUGCUGACCCCGGUCUCCUGCACAGGAAUGUCCUAAAGACAUGCUAACCCUCCGAGGUGGGCUGGAGUGACUAGUUCAC
Messenger RNA from Talpa occidentalis (Iberian mole), 1882 nucleotides. RefSeq names its product selenium binding protein 1 (gene SELENBP1). Bases 114 to 1532 code for a protein of 472 amino acids. The record is from RefSeq and is a predicted model, not a curated record. Gene Ontology annotation, molecular function: selenium binding. NCBI's taxonomy places the organism in Eukaryota, Metazoa, Chordata, Mammalia, Eulipotyphla, Talpidae. The transcript is spliced from 12 exons.